GUGAAUUCGGGUUCUUCUGGCCGUGUACGACGCCAUGAUCGCUUGAUGCCUCAACUUGUGUUUCCCCAUGAGUUGGACUUUGACAGCCCUGUGGAAGAAAUGCCGGCGCCGGCUUCCAUCAACUUGUCCUUGAAUGAUGCGGCUGCCAUGAAUGGCAAUGAGGAUUCUUUGGCCCCACUUUCGAAGGAUGAUUCUGGUGAGCCGAUGGAUGAUUCCGCCAACAAUUCCAAGAACAACAAUGAAUCCCAGGAGCCUGCCUCGGAUGAAAUGCAAGGACGACGCAUUACACAAGACAUGACGGAUGAGGAGAAGAACGCGAUUAUGGAAUACCGGAUGGAACGUAAAAGGAAACAUUCCCGGGAAUGGCACGCUAAGUUUACUGCCAAGGGCGUUUUGCGGGGCAAGGAGGAUGACGUGGUGGAUGACCAAGAUCCU
This is a messenger RNA of Durusdinium trenchii, 435 nucleotides long. NCBI's taxonomy places the organism in Eukaryota, Dinophyceae, Suessiales, Symbiodiniaceae. The record is from the annotation of a GenBank genome assembly.